This is a messenger RNA of Helianthus annuus (common sunflower), 645 nucleotides long. RefSeq names its product probable cellulose synthase A catalytic subunit 8 [UDP-forming]. Gene Ontology annotation, biological process: plant-type primary cell wall biogenesis; cellulose biosynthetic process. NCBI's taxonomy places the organism in Eukaryota, Viridiplantae, Streptophyta, Magnoliopsida, Asterales, Asteraceae. The coding region runs from base 1 to 645 and encodes 214 amino acids. Gene Ontology annotation, cellular component: trans-Golgi network; plasma membrane. The record is from RefSeq and is a predicted model, not a curated record. Gene Ontology annotation, molecular function: cellulose synthase (UDP-forming) activity. The transcript has 3 exons.
AUGGUAAGAAAAAGCUUCUACCACUGGUCUGAAACUACCGAUCUUAAAAUUGAAUUUUCAAGAUGGUCACUCGAAGAACAGAGAAAAGAUGAAGAACUCAACAAAAAAGUUGCUAUGUGUGCUCAAUUCAAAAUCAUUACUAAUGUCACACAAUCUUCAGCACCAGGGAGUGUUUUAAAAGAAGGUGUUCAGGUUAUUAGUUGUGGGUAUGAUGACGAAACCGACUGGGGUAGUGAGAUUGGGUGGAUUUACGGUUCUGCGAUGGAAGAUAUUCUUACAGGAUUCAAGAUGCAUGCACGCGGUUGGCGAUCGAUAUAUUGUAUGUCACCUAGACCGGCCUUUAAAGGUUCUGUACCUAUAAACCUGUCGGAUUGUUUAAACCAAGUGCUCAGAUGGGCUUUAGGGUCGAUUGAAAUCCUGUUCAGCAGACAUUGGCCAAUUUGGUAUGGUUAUAGUGGAAGACUAAAAUGGCUCGAAUGUCUUGCGUACAGAAACACAACCAUUUAUCCAGUCACCGCAAUUCUGCUUCUAGUCUACGACCCAAAUUUAAGGCAAGUUAUAACAGCCCGUCGUUUACUUCUAUCGAGAAAUCAAGACAUAUCUAUCCAAGGAGCGAUUAGGUUGUGGUUUUGCUUCAAAAUGUAG